This is a messenger RNA of Ctenocephalides felis (cat flea), 1140 nucleotides long. Its product is annotated as G-box-binding factor-like. The transcript has 5 exons. NCBI's taxonomy places the organism in Eukaryota, Metazoa, Arthropoda, Insecta, Siphonaptera, Pulicidae. The record is from RefSeq and is a predicted model, not a curated record. Bases 43 to 1140 code for a protein of 365 amino acids.
GUGUAGACAGUCGAAGAUUGCACCUGAGCCUGUCAAAGAGCUAUGUCCUCAAAGCGCAAAUCACCGCCGACGAAACUCGAAGGCGGCGGAGUCGCUUGCGAACAACAGCAAACAAAUCAUCACCAAAACCACAACCAUAGCCAGCAUCAAACAUUGCAGCUGCAGCACCAGCAUCAACAGGAUCAGCAACAUCACCAACACCAGCACCAACAGCAUCAGCAUCAUUCAGUAAACUGUGAAUCGAGUGCGUCCGGGAACGGUCCGUCGUCCGGCAACGGCCCGGUGUCCGACGGCGACCCGGGUAGCGACCGGGAUGCGGGUGAACGCAGUCCUACGCCGCCGCGACUGAGCGGCCCGACAGCCCCUGAUAGCUGCCCUAGCACGCCCAGCGAGGGCACGACGCCAACACCUGCCACGACACCAAACACGACGCCGACGCCGAUCGCCAACAACGUCGAUUCCGAUUCAGAGGGACCGUGCAAAAAGCAGCGGCUCGAGGACACGCUCGCGCGACAGAGCGCCCUCUUGGGCUUGCACAUUCCUGCUCAGUAUCUGUACAAUAAUAACAUUAGUGGUCUUGGAGUAGUCGGCGCUGGUCUUCUGACGCCGCAACGACGGCCAUCCAGCGAAUGUUCGAGUCCGCCUAGCGUCUCAGACGGAGGCAUUUACAAACCCUUGCCCGCCAUAAAUAAUAAUAUAGCAACACUGCCAGAUCAUAAUAGCAGUCCGCCGUUGUUGCAUAAUCAACAACAGCAGCAUCACAAUCAACAGCAACUUAAUCAGCAGCAAGCGCAACAACUCAGUCAACACGGCGCGUUGUUGCUCAACAAUCAACAACAGACGGGACGACGGACGAUGGACGACGUCUUGAGGCGGCUCACGAGCAAAAUGCGAGGAAGUUCACUUAGGGAUGGAAGGCGGGCGCAGGCACCUACACCGCCACUUCAAGUGGAUGGUCGAGAAGCGGCCAUGCAUCAUGCUCUCAGUUCGGCCGGCAGUCUUCAAGAAAAGGAACGCACGCUGUCUGAAAUGAUUUUACAUCUUCAAAUGGUUCGAGAACAUCUCUUGUCAACGCGUCAAGAACCCAAUGAUGAUAUAAAGUUUGAUGUUACAACUUACCACGUGUUUGGUGCUAGUUAA